Molecule: messenger RNA, 811 nt
Organism: Pseudopodoces humilis (Tibetan ground-tit)
Lineage: Eukaryota; Metazoa; Chordata; Aves; Passeriformes; Paridae
Source: RefSeq, a predicted model, not a curated record
GGGGCCGGGCCUGAGGCCGCGGUGAGGGCGGCGAUGGACGGGUCGCUGUCGCUGUCCCUGGAUGCGGCCGCGCUGGAGGUGCUGGAGGCGCUGGAGCUGCUGCAGCAGCGGCGGGAGCAGCUGGAGCAGCACCUGCGACAGGGCUGGCUGUCCCUGGCUCAGGCCCGUUACUCCCUGGGCUGUCACCGCGUCUCGUCCCUGCAGUACGGGGCCACCAUGGUGCCCCGGGUCCGUGUGUGCCACAGGCAGGACCCAGAGGGACGCCCCCACUUUGAGGAGGUGCCUGGAACAGGGGGGGACCCCGAGGACCCCGACCCCCAGCAGGGGGGGGGUGACGGGCUGCGGCAGCGCCGGGGGGCCCCGGAAAAAGGGGGGGUCCCCAGCCGGCCCCCCCAGGACCCCCUGGGCUGGUUUGGGGUCCUGGUGCCCCCCAGUCUGCGGCAGGCCCAGGGCAGCUUCCAGAGGGGGGUGACGCUGGCAGUGGAGGUGGCCGAGCUCCAGGCCGGGCUGGAGGCCGCAGCAGCGCGGUACCGGCAGCUCCUGCGGCACAAACGUCACCUGGCUGGGGACAGCGGGGACAGCCAGACCCCCACGGACACCCCUGGGGACACCGACGGGGACACGGCGUGACACCGAGAACACCUGGACUCGUCUGCAGGUGACACAGCUGCCACCAGGGACAGGGGGACAGCAGCACCCACCUGUGGGUGACACCGAGGACGCUGCAGGUGACACCGAGCCCCGCACCUGACUGAGGGGAGGGGGUCCCCUCGUGUCCCCACCCCCAAUAAAGCCACCGUGGUGUCCCCGA